Rotaria sp. Silwood2 is the source of this 1341-nucleotide messenger RNA. Lineage: Eukaryota; Metazoa; Rotifera; Eurotatoria; Philodinida; Philodinidae. The record is from the annotation of a GenBank genome assembly.
AUGGAAGAGACAUUCUUAAACAAUCGAAUAAAUGUAAUACCACAACCAUUAACGAUUCAAGAAUCACCAGGGAUAUUUAUAUUAUCUAACGAUACUAUUAUUGUUGCUACUGCUGGUUGUGAAAAUGAAUUGACAUUAUUUCAAAAUAGUUUAAAAGAAGAUUUUGAUUUUGAAUUUUCUGACAAAACUGAUUCUAUGUCAGUUAUUAAACUGAUUUUAAAUGAUAAUCGAGUCAAGGAUGAAAGCUAUCAUUUGCAUGUUGAUGUUCAUAAAAUUGAAAUUAUUGGUUGGUCAACAACUGGUAUUAUCUAUGGUUUACAAACAUUAAGACAAUUAAUUAAUAAUAAAGAGAAACUAACAAUUCCAUGUGUUCAUAUUGAAGAUCGACCACGUUUUCAAUGGCGAUCAUUUAUGUUAGAUGUAGCAAGACAUUUUAAAAAUACUUCAACUAUCAAACAACUUCUCAAUGAAAUGUCUCAAUUAAAAAUGAAUCGAUUUCAUUGGCAUUUAACAGAUGAUCAAGGAUGGCGAAUAGAGAUAAAAAAAUAUCCAAAAUUAACUGAAAUUGGUUCAAUACGUUCAUGUACACAAAGUGGUGCAUGGAGAAGUAAGAAAUAUGAUUAUACAAUACAUGAAGGUUAUUAUACACAAGAAGAAAUUAAAGAAAUAAUUCAAUAUGCAAAUGAAAGACAUAUACAAAUUGUACCAGAAAUAGAAAUGCCUGGGCAUGCGAGUGCUGCUAUUGCAUUAUAUCCAAGUCUUGGAUGUAAUCCACAACAACAAAUUAAUGUACCAGUUAAUCCGCAAACAAUAGAAUUUCUUGAAAAUGUAUUAGAAGAAGUUAUUGAUUUAUUUUCAACAUCAGAUGUUAUUCAUAUUGGUGGUGAUGAAGUCAAAUAUGAUCAAUGGAAAUCAUCAACAGAAAUCACAACAUUUAUUAACGAACAUAAUUUACAAUCACCAGCCGAUUUACAAAUAUGGUUUACUAAUAAAAUAUCAAAUUUUAUAAAUGGAAAACAUCGUCGUAUGAUGGGUUGGAAUGAAAUAAUGGGUGGUAGUAAAUUACAUCAUUAUACAACUGAAUUAGAUAUUUUAACAAAAGAAAAAUUAGCUCAAAAUACAGUUGUUCACUUUUGGAAAGGUAGUCUCGAUUUGUUGAAUAAAGCAAUUUCCCAUGGUUAUGAUGUUGUUAAUUCUAACAAUAAAUAUACUUACUUGGAUUAUAAUUACAAUCGAAUUUCAUUAGAAAAAGCUUAUAAUUUUGAUCCAAUUCCUGACGAGUUACUAGAAGAAUAUCAUUCAAAAAUAUUAGGUUUAGGUUGUCAAAUGUGGGGUGAAUGA